GUCACGAAUCACAAUUAAAAAAAGAGUGCCUUGAAAUAAAUCAAGAAGGGUGCUUUAAUCAUCAGCUUCCCCACAUUGAUCUCUGCCUCCCCCCUGAAUUUAGGGGAUUAGGGUUUUUCCCAGAUCAGAUCUUCAACAAAGUAGUCAUCAUUGCAUCUCCCCGAUUCAAAUCUUCAUCCAAUUUCACAAAUUUCUAGAAUAAGGGUUUCAAAUUUCCGAUUUCUACCCAGUUGGGAGAGGUGAAGAGAGCAGUUCGAGUGGCUUUAUUUCCUUGGAAUUCCUGAUUUUAUUCGGUGGGUUUUUUCGUUUAUAACGAAAAGGUUCGAGCUUUGAAUUUGCGUUCAUCAAUGUCGUGGGCUGGCCAUGAAGAUGUCUUUCUCUCGACUUCUCUUGCUAGCUAUCUUGACAAGAAACUUCUUGUAUUACUUCGAGAUGGCAGGAAACUAUUAGGGAUCCUUCGUUCUUUUGACCAGUUUGCCAAUGCUGUCCUAGAGGGCACGUGUGAGCGUGUUAUUGUAGGCGAAAUUUAUUGCGAUAUCCCAUUGGGUCUGUACAUAAUUCGUGGAGAAAACGUUGUCUUAAUCGGGGAACUGGACUUGGACAAAGAGGAGCUUCCGUCUCACAUGACUCGCGUUUCAUCGGAAGAAAUAAAGAGGGCGCAGAAGGCAGAAAGAGAAGCUUCGGAGCUCAAGGGUAUGAUGAACAAGAGGAUGGACUUUCUCGAUAUGGAUUGAUUUUGAUGUAUCUGCAACAAUCCAGUUCCUCAAUGCUGGGGCUGCUCUUCUGCAAAUAUUAUCGCGGAUGCUGGCUUCGUCGAAGUAUAAACAGGCCGGAUAGUUGCGAUUCUGCUUUCGUGUAGAAUCUGACCUUGCUAGUUUUUGUUAAUGGUGGAUUUGGAUGCGAUGCAUCAGUAAGGGAUUUGGAAUUUUUUACUGCUAUGAAACGCACCUUCAAAAUGCGACUUUUGUGUACUAUCUGAAAUGAUAUUUGAAUACUAUAUAUUUUUAGUUCAUUUUA
This is a messenger RNA of Salvia splendens (bonfire salvia), 1017 nucleotides long. Its product is annotated as sm-like protein LSM1B. The transcript is spliced from 5 exons. The record is from RefSeq and is a predicted model, not a curated record. Gene Ontology annotation, biological process: deadenylation-dependent decapping of nuclear-transcribed mRNA. Gene Ontology annotation, cellular component: P-body; Lsm1-7-Pat1 complex. Bases 348 to 734 code for a protein of 128 amino acids. Gene Ontology annotation, molecular function: mRNA binding. NCBI's taxonomy places the organism in Eukaryota, Viridiplantae, Streptophyta, Magnoliopsida, Lamiales, Lamiaceae.